AAAACAGUAGUAGGAAGAAAAAGCCCCAGUUUCGGGGGGCGAGGGUUAAGGUUUCCCUUUUGGGAGCGCGAUGCCGGGCACAGAACACUGUUUGCCUAAUUAUUCAGCCGGAGCCCGCUUAGCAAGGUGAGACAUUCGCACAGCACGAAUCCAGCCUGGCAGCCGGCUGCUCCGGGUGAAGUGAGCCCUUCAUUUUCCCGAUCAGCUCAGGAGGCGAAGUAGUGAAACCCCCAAAUCCGCUUCCUUACGUGGUUGCUAAAAGGGCGCAAGCAGAGCCUAGGGGGUGGGGAAAUUACAAGUGCAAAUGACUUUGGGUAUACUAAGGUUAGUCAUUCCCCCCACCCCCGUUAUCUGGGGAUAACGGAAUCGUAGAUUGUAAGUUUCGGUGUCUAAUGAGUUGCAGAGGGGCGCACAUCACUCUUAAAGUCCUUGUCAGGCGCGCCCCAAGUUUGUAGCUCGGGCGCGGACGGCUGGGCCGAGCGGGGGUGGGGAGGGUCUCCAGUCCCAGGCAUUGCGCUCGGGGCUUCUGCUCAGUUUCCUGCCUCGGAGUGGCCGCGUCCGCCCCAGCCCAGAGCAGUGUGUGCAAUCCAGAAACUCGAUAGGAGGCAGCAGCUGAUCACCCACCGCCCUAAAAAUAAUCUGCUCGGCGCCCGGCGCGCUUCGGCCAGGGGAAGGAAAGCGCUGGCUUCGGGGAGUUCUGCGUCCGGCUUUGAAAUUUAUACUUAGAGACAGAGUAGGAAGCUGGUAUUUUGAAGGUAAAGCAAGUGCACCAGUGGGGGUUUGAAGCAGCGUCAAGCGAUUACCCAAGAGUGAACUAUAUAAGAAGAAAUGAGCCUUUCAUUCUGCGGUAACAACAUUUCUUCCUAUAAUAUCUACGAUGGUGUGUUACAAAAUCCCUGCUUUGUGGAUGCCCUUAACCUGGUUCCUCAUGUCUUCCUGCUGUUUAUCACUUUCCCAAUAUUGUUCAUUGGGUGGGGGAGUCAAAGCUCGAAGGUACAAAUUCAUCACAACACAUGGCUUCAUUUUCCUGGACACAACCUGAGAUGGAUCCUGACAUUUGCCCUACUGUUUGUGCACGUUUGUGAAAUAGCGGAAGGCAUUGUUUCAGAUUCACGGCGGGAGUCGAGGCAUCUCCACCUCUUCAUGCCUGCGGUGAUGGGAUUUGUUGCUACCACCACAUCCAUAGUAUAUUAUCAUAAUAUUGAAACAUCAAAUUUUCCUAAGUUACUUUUAGCCUUAUUCCUGUACUGGGUAAUGGCCUUUAUCACAAAAACCAUAAAGCUGGUCAAAUAUUGGCAGUCUGGUUGGGGAAUAUCAAACCUGCGUUUCUGCAUCACAGGCAUAAUGGUCAUUUUGAAUGGACUCUUGAUGGCUGUGGAGAUCAAUGUCAUUCGGGUCAGAAGAUAUGUGUUCUUCGUGAAUCCGCAGAAAGUAAAGCCCCCUGAAGACCUCCAGGAUCUAGGUGUGAGGUUUCUCCAACCGUUCGUGAAUUUAUUGUCAAAAGCAACGUACUGGUGGAUGAACACGCUCAUCAUAUCUGCUCAUAAAAAGCCUAUUGAUCUGAAGGCGAUUGGAAAAUUACCAAUAGCAAUGAGAGCAGUAACAAACUAUGUUUGUUUGAAAGAUGCAUAUGAAGAACAAAAGAAAAAAGUGGCAGAUGACCCAAAUCGGACUCCAUCUAUAUGGCUGGCAAUGUACAGAGCUUUCGGGCGACCAAUUCUACUUAGUAGCACAUUUCGUUAUCUUGCUGACUUACUGGGUUUUGCCGGACCUCUCUGUAUUUCUGGAAUAGUUCAGCGUGUAAAUGAAACCCAGAAUGAAACAAAUAACCCAACAAGAGCUUUAGAAACCCUCUCAUCAAAGGAAUUUCUUGAAAAUGCUUAUGUUCUAGCAGUUCUUCUGUUCUUGGCUCUUAUUCUGCAAAGGACAUUUUUGCAGGCUUCCUACUAUGUGACCAUUGAGACUGGCAUUAACCUGCGUGGAGCCUUGCUGGCCAUGAUAUAUAAUAAAAUCCUUCGGCUUUCUACUUCUAAUUUAUCCAUGGGUGAGAUGACCCUGGGUCAAAUCAAUAACUUGGUCGCCAUUGAAACCAAUCAGCUCAUGUGGUUCUUGUUCCUGUGUCCCAAUCUAUGGGCCAUGCCUGUUCAGAUCAUCAUGGGAGUGAUCCUGCUCUACAAUUUGCUUGGGUCCAGCGCUUUGGUUGGUGCUGCAGUCAUUGUGCUCCUCGCGCCAAUUCAAUACUUCAUUGCUACAAAGUUGGCAGAAGCUCAGAAGAGCACUCUUGAUUAUUCCACUGAGAGACUGAAGAAAACAAAUGAAAUACUGAAAGGCAUCAAACUUCUAAAGCUGUACGCCUGGGAGCACAUCUUUUGCAAGAGUGUGGAAGAGACAAGAAUGAAAGAACUCUCCAGUCUCAAAACUUUUGCUCUUUAUACAUCACUCUCCAUCUUCAUGAACGCGGCAAUUCCCAUAGCAGCUGUUCUUGCUACGUUUGUGACCCACGCAUAUGCCAGCGGGAACAACCUCAAACCUGCAGAGGCCUUUGCUUCGCUGUCACUCUUCCACAUCCUGGUCACCCCUCUCUUCCUGCUCUCCACCGUGGUCAGGUUUGCAGUCAAAGCCAUCGUCAGUGUUCAAAAGCUGAAUGAAUUUCUCCUGAGUGAUGAGAUUGGUGAGGACAGCUGGCGAACUGGCGAAAGUUCUCUUCCAUUUGAAUCCUGUAAGAAGCACACUGGAGUCCAGCCAAAAACUAUAAACAGGAAGCAGCCUGGAAGAUAUCACCUGGACAACUACGAGCAAUCAACACGACGUCUGCGUCCCAUGGAGACGGAAGAUGUUGCAAUAAAGGUCACAAAUGGGUACUUUUCAUGGGGCAGUGGUUUAGCAACCUUAUCCAAUAUCGAUAUUCGAAUUCCAACAGGUCAGUUAACCAUGAUUGUGGGCCAAGUGGGAUGUGGGAAGUCGUCUCUUCUCCUUGCCAUCCUCGGAGAGAUGCAGACCUUGGAAGGGAAAGUUCACUGGAGCAAUGUAAAUGAAUCUGAACCUUCUUUUGAAGCGACCAGAAGUAGGAACAGGUAUUCUGUGGCUUAUGCAGCUCAAAAGCCUUGGCUAUUAAAUGCUACGGUAGAAGAAAAUAUUACCUUUGGAAGUCCUUUCAACAAGCAGAGGUACAAAGCAGUCACAGAUGCCUGUUCUCUUCAACCAGAUAUUGACUUACUACCAUUUGGAGACCAAACUGAAAUUGGAGAGAGGGGCAUCAACCUGAGUGGAGGUCAGAGGCAAAGAAUCUGUGUGGCCCGAGCUCUCUAUCAAAAUACCAACAUUGUCUUCUUGGAUGAUCCAUUUUCUGCCUUGGAUAUUCACUUGAGUGAUCACCUAAUGCAGGAAGGAAUUUUGAAAUUUCUCCAAGAUGACAAGAGGACACUUGUUCUUGUGACUCACAAAUUACAAUAUCUAACACAUGCUGACUGGAUCAUAGCCAUGAAAGAUGGAAGUGUUCUAAGAGAAGGGACUUUGAAGGAUAUUCAGACCAAAGAUGUAGAGCUUUAUGAACAUUGGAAAACACUAAUGAAUCGGCAGGAUCAAGAACUAGAAAAGGAUAUGGAAGCUGACCAAACAACCUUAGAGAGGAAAACACUCCGAAGAGCCAUGUAUUCAAGAGAGGCCAAAGCCCAACUGGAGGAUGAAGACGAAGAGGAAGAAGAGGAGGAAGAUGAGGAUGAUAACAUGUCCACGGUGAUGAGGCUGAGGACUAAAAUGCCAUGGAAGACCUGUUGGCGGUACCUCACUUCUGGAGGAUUCUUCUUGCUCUUCCUGAUGAUUUUCUCGAAGCUUCUGAAACAUUCCGUCAUUGUGGCGAUAGACUACUGGCUGGCCACAUGGACCUCAGAGUAUAGUAUAAACAGUACCGGAAAAGCUGACCAGACCUACUAUGUCGCUGGAUUUAGCAUCCUUUGUGGAGCAGGUAUUUUCCUCUGCCUUGUUACAUCGCUCACUGUGGAAUGGAUGGGUCUCACAGCUGCUAAAAAUCUUCACCAUAAUCUCCUUAAUAAGAUAAUUCUUGGACCAAUAAGAUUCUUUGAUACCACACCACUGGGACUGAUUCUCAAUCGCUUUUCAGCUGAUACAAAUAUCAUUGAUCAGCAUAUCCCUCCAACUUUGGAAUCUCUAACUCGGUCAACACUGCUCUGCGUGUCUGCAAUUGGCAUGAUUUCUUACGCUACCCCUGUGUUCCUGGUUGCACUUGUGCCUCUUGGGGUCGCCUUUUAUUUUAUCCAGAAAUACUUCCGAGUGGCCUCUAAGGACCUCCAGGAACUUGAUGACAGUACCCAGCUCCCUCUGCUUUGCCACUUCUCAGAAACUGCUGAAGGACUCACCACCAUUCGGGCAUUUAGGCAUGAGACCAGAUUUAAGCAACGAAUGCUGGAACUGACAGACACUAACAACAUUGCCUACUUAUUCCUCUCAGCUGCCAACAGAUGGCUGGAGGUCAGAACGGAUUAUCUGGGUGCUUGCAUUGUCCUCACUGCAUCUAUUGCAUCCAUUAGUGGGUCUUCCAAUUCCGGCUUGGUGGGCUUAGGUCUUCUGUAUGCACUUACGAUAACCAAUUAUUUGAAUUGGGUCGUGAGGAACUUGGCUGAUGUGGAGGUCCAGAUGGGCGCAGUGAAGAAAGUGAACAGUUUCCUGACUAUGGAGUCUGAGAAUUAUGAAGGCACCAUGGAUCCUUCUCAAGUUCCAGAACAUUGGCCUCAGGAAGGGGAGAUCAAGAUUCAUGAUCUGUGUGUCAGAUAUGAAAAUAACCUAAAGCCUGUUCUUAAGCACGUGAAGGCUUACAUCAAACCUGGGCAGAAGGUGGGCAUAUGUGGUCGCACUGGCAGUGGGAAGUCAUCAUUAUCUCUGGCUUUCUUCAGAAUGGUGGAUAUAUUUGAUGGAAAGAUUGUCAUUGACGGGAUAGACAUUUCCAAACUGCCACUGCACACACUGCGUUCUAGGCUUUCAAUCAUUCUGCAGGAUCCCAUACUCUUCAGCGGUUCUAUUCGAUUUAAUUUAGAUCCAGAAUGCAAAUGCACGGAUGACAGACUCUGGGAAGCUCUUGAAAUUGCUCAGUUGAAGAACAUGGUCAAAUCCCUACCAGGAGGUCUAGAUGCAGUUGUCACUGAAGGUGGGGAGAAUUUUAGUGUUGGACAGAGACAGCUGUUCUGCCUUGCCAGGGCCUUUGUCCGCAAAAGCAGUAUUCUCAUCAUGGAUGAAGCAACGGCUUCCAUCGACAUGGCCACAGAAAACAUUUUGCAGAAAGUGGUCAUGACAGCUUUUGCAGAUCGCACCGUUGUUACAAUAGCUCACCGUGUCUCUUCUAUUUUGGAUGCAGGCCUUGUUUUAGUCUUAUCUGAGGGUAUAUUAGUAGAGUGUGAUACUGUUCCAAACUUGCUUGCUCUCAAGAAUGGCCUCUUUUCCACUUUGGUGAUGACCAACAAGUAAAGAUCAGGAGCUACCCUGCCAAGUAUCCCAUUCUCUGCAUCGGGUUCACACUAUUCUGACGGCAGACCUAGUUAUUGUGAUGAAGCGAGGAAAUAUUUUAGAAUAUGACACUCCAGAAAGCCUCUUGGCCCGGGAAGAUGGAGUAUUCGCUUCUUUUGUUCGAGCAGACAUGUGACGGAAUGUCUUAACACCAUGCUUGUAUUUAAUAUAAUGCUCUCAUAACCUACUUAAUGGAUCAUCAGCUUGGCCUUUGGAAAGUGGCAUCUUAAACUUUUACACACUUUUGUGAAGUUUAAUUGUUAUGUUGUGGACUUUGUAAUUAGUAACAAUAUCACUGUACCAGUGAAUAUUGCACUUUCUAUAUUGACAUUUCUUCUUCCUUUGUUUUGUUUGUUUUGCUUUGUUUCCCAAUCUGUGGCUGCUUAUUAUGUUCAUUACUGAUGUUUUUCUAAAGAUUAAGCCACAUUACCUUUAAGAAUAACCUUUAAGGUUGUAUUAAAACAAGUAAGCUACUUUAAGUGGUAAAUCAACCACUCUGCUUAAGUCUGGAAAAUAUCUCUCAAGCAUAGAAGUUACAGUUAGUAUUCAGUAUUAUUUUACUUUUAUUUGUAAGAAUAUAUUUCCUUUUUGUUGAUGUUUCUAGAUAUUAUUGGAAGAAAUUAAAAGGAGGACAGGUUUUCUAAUCAGUUAGAAAAUGAAACACUCAAAUUCAUUAUUUACUGUCUGAGAAUAUGUUCUGUAUUCAUUAACAUUAAUAAUACUGACGUUUCUUAUAAAAGUCUCUUUUUUUUCAUCUAAAUUGUUUCUGGUUACCAAGACUAGAAGUUAUUAUUACAUUUAUAAUAACCCUGUAAAUCUGAAACCUUCAUUAGAAUGAUCAUGAUAGUAAGAGUUUGAAAAUUUGACAAAUUAUACCCAAGGUUCCAUUUUUCCUCGUCUAGUAAGAGGAGAGCUUUUAAGAUAUCGAGCAUAAUGUGCUUUUCCAGACUGAAGUUCAAAAAUGAUAAGGCUCAACCCUUCAGUGAAGGUCACUACAGCUUUCCAUAGUUUAAUUAAUCAUUAGAUGUGUUCUUCCCUGGUGGCUCAGAUGGUAACAUGUCUACCUGCAAUGCAGAAGACCCGGGUUCGAUCCCUGGGUCGGGAAGAUCCCCUGGAGAAGGAAAUGGCAACCCACUCCAGUACUCUUGCCUGGAAAACCCCAUGGACGGAGGACCCUGGUAGGCUACAGACCAUGAGGUCGCAAAGAGUCGAACACGACCGAGCGACUUUACUUUCACUUUCACUUUAGAUGUGUUUAUUAUCCUCAAGGCCUAAAAUUCCACGUUAUUCAAGACUGGAGAGCAUAAGCAAGUGGCCUUAUUUUCACAGGAUUUAUCUAUACAAAUAUACAUACAUACAUACAUAAACAUAGGUAGACAUACAUGUAUAUGUAAAACAUGUGUCUAUUUCUAGGUGGAAGAAUGUAUAUUUCUUUUAAACAUUUAUGCCCAGUGGUGUCACACAGGUACAUAUUUGUUCCUGCUCUAAUUUUAAUGUACAUGUAAAGAGUGUAUCAAAAUUUUAUUCUGAGUUUAAUGUGCAUAUUCAAGGUGCAUCAAAAUUUAUUGGAUAUUAGUGUCAUGCUUUCUUAAAUGUAAAUUAAUAAAUUGAAAAAAUACUAAAAGUUACUUUCACUGUCAUGCUAGCACCCAAAGAUUUAUACUGUAAUUUUGUACCCAUUUGUAUCAAUAUUGAUUUUCAUGUCAAGGUCCAUGUGCAUUGUAAGAUUUUGAAGAAUUAUAACUGAUGGAAAAAGAGAAUGUAAGUUCCCUUUCUAUAGUUCCUGUGUUGUUUAUUGUGUAUUCAUGCUUGGAAAAUUUGUAUACUUACUCAUGCAGAACUUAUGCCUGGGCCUUCCCCUGAAUUUAGAGUCUUGAUGUUUACCUAAAAUAAGUUUCACAAGGAUGGACAAAAGUGUUCUAUGUUACUUAGUGCAAACGGUCAACUCAUCAUAUAUAUAAAACUUCAUUAGGAGAAAAAUCCUCUUAUUCUUCCCUGAAAGUUAAACAGAACAGAAUCAAGAACUGUUGAUUUGAUCUUGAAAAUAUUUUCUAAAUGUUCCACCAAUUUACUCAAAGUGUUUCUGGCAUGCAAAUGCUUUGUAAGGUUGAAUUCACACCAUUCUUUUUACCAAGUUAUAUAUUUCAGUGUCACAGAGAAAGGGCUUCCCAGGUGGCAAUAGUGGUAAAGAAUCUACCUGCCUAAGCAGGAGACUUAAGAGAUGCGGGUUCAAUCCCUGGGUUGGGAAGACCCGCUGGAGGAGGGCAUGGCAACCCACUCCAGUAUUCUUACCUGGAGAAUCCCAUGGAUAGAGGAUCCUGGUGAGCCACGAUCCAUCAAGUCACAAAGAGUCGGACACGACUAAAGCUUCUUAGUACCCACACUCAUCAAGAGAAAUGAGGAUUUACCCACUGAAAUAAUCCCUCAUGAUAUCUGUAAAUAUUCUACUGCUAUCCAGGCAGUGUCAGCAGAAGCGUAUCUAAUUACACUAAGCAGAAAAUCACAUUUACCAUUUUUACAACUAAGUGGUCACUGGUUUCCUCAUAACUUGCAGUCACUUGAGUGUUUAAUUGUUUACAAAACUAAAUUGACUGAAUAAAGUCAAGGAUGAUCUCUUAAAUUGUUCAAUCACAUAUUGUGUUAUAUGUAUGAUCUAUUGAAUAUGGAAAUAACUAAUCUUGAGAUAAUUUUUUUAUUAAACAGGUAUAUAUCUACAAAAGAAGACCAGCCUUUACUUAAUCAAAUUUCAUAUCACAGAUUUUACAUUUAAUUAACCAAAUCAUUUUUACCAAUUUUAAUUCCUUAAUAUUUGUGAAAAGCAGUAAAUACUUAAAGCUUUAUAUGCAAAAAGGUUACUGAUAUUAUUAAAAGAGAAAAAAAAUACUUCUCUUAAAGGACUGUGCACCCUCUACUUUUAAGUGCUCCUUUCGGUCAAUUUAAAAGUCAACUUCGCUCUAGAUUAGAUAGAUAAGAGAAGAUCCUUCUAAGUAACUGACACUUGAGGUCUGGGACCAUGUGUUGUGUGUCUUUGUGCCCUUGGCAUAUAAUACAAGUACCUGAACCACAGCAGGCCCUAAUCAGUAUAUUUGAUUGGUCCAUUGAUUAAUUUUACCACUAGCCAUGUGCCUAUAACUUUUCACUGUCUGUGUUGCGUUUCUUCUACUAUAAACAUAUGCUGCUUUGGUAUUAUAUAAUAAAUUACUUUUUUUGCUUACUUAUUUUAAAAGGACAAUUAUUCUUUUACUUAUAAUACCAUUGGGCAUCAACCAGGACUGAUCAAUAGAUGUAAAUUAACACAGUUGACAAGACAGUACCUGAUCAUGCUUUGACAGUUUUGUUUCACACUUGUCACAGAGUCAGUUUUAUAUAUAGGCUUUUGGGAAGUUUUCAUCAAGUGGAACAACUAUAUCAAUAAAUUUUAUUACAUUGCUAA
Molecule: messenger RNA, 8950 nt
Organism: Capra hircus (goat)
Lineage: Eukaryota; Metazoa; Chordata; Mammalia; Artiodactyla; Bovidae
Gene: ABCC9
Product: ATP binding cassette subfamily C member 9
Exons: 41
Coding region: 829-5478 (1549 amino acids)
Biological process (GO): transmembrane transport; potassium ion transport
Cellular component (GO): membrane
Molecular function (GO): ABC-type transporter activity; ATP hydrolysis activity; ATP binding
Source: RefSeq, a predicted model, not a curated record